This is a messenger RNA of Theileria orientalis strain Shintoku, 2208 nucleotides long. RefSeq lists its product as hypothetical. NCBI's taxonomy places the organism in Eukaryota, Apicomplexa, Aconoidasida, Piroplasmida, Theileriidae. The record is from RefSeq and is a predicted model, not a curated record. Bases 1 to 2208 code for a protein of 735 amino acids. The transcript has a single exon.
AUGGCCACUCCAACGAUGCCGAGCAUAUUUUUAGGCCAUACCUCUGGCGAAUACGAAACUGAAAGCGUUCGCGUUAAAGUUUCAAAGGACGUUGACUACAAAGCGUUGCAUCUGAUCAGUAGAUACAGGCAUGAGCUCAGCCAACAAAAAAUCGAAGAAAUCAGAAUAUUUAAGGAAAAACAUAGCAACUGGACUUUACAGGACAAAAAUUAUCUUUCCAUAAAGCUGGAUGAUUCUUAUUCAGGUGCUAUUGUUAAAUGUGUAGAUGUGUAUUUCAACGCAUAUGACGUUGAUUAUAAAUUUCCACUUAUAUUCGUAAUAUACUUUGAGGAACAAAGCACACAUCAACCGAAAUACUUUAAAUAUUCAUGCUUUGAUCGCCAAAUAAGUGAUAAAGAAACUAUUGAAAUGUCUAAAGCAAGUAAUUUUGGUUACGCUAACAACGAGAAGGAACUAAUUCCUGAGUUACUGGAGGAAAAUGAUUGCCUAUCUGAGGUAUUGACCUUUCGCGUCGACCAAGACACCGAUAGCAUUUACAACAGUGGUAAAAUUUAUUUAUCCAGCAAAAUAAGAAUUUCCGGUCCUAGCGGCAAUUUAUACGGAUUCUAUAAGCGCACUCACACUCCCAGGGAUAGCAAUAAUGGUAAGAAAUCCUAUGUGCUUUGUGGCAGUGAUGUUCUAUUGUCUUGGCACACGAGAGGGUAUGGAGAAUAUACCGACAUUCCAAAUGUUCAGCGUGAAAAAUAUACCAGCUUAACUGUGUAUUGGAGCGAUAAAGUCAAAAUACCUCUGUUGGUUGAGUGUGUUAAACAUGUCCAUGACAGAGAUGUGUAUUCCUAUUAUUUCCGGAACCAGUACAAACACCUGCCUUAUUGGGAACGACUGUACGAUAAAACUUCUGAAAAGCUGUUGGGGGAAGCAAUAGCGGAAGAGUUUAUGCAAGAUAGACUUACGCGGGACCACAACUCAAGAUUGCUGACGGCGCUGGAAAAGAUUGAGUUUCUGCUGAUAAACACCGUCAUCAUACUUCUCGAGAAGACCACUUCGUAUGGCGAGACUGAGGUUGAUAGGCUUAUCAAAAAGGAAAAUCCUCAGAUUACAGUUAGUUCCAAGAUAACCGAGGCGCAACCUGAUCCUGUGAACGUGGUUAGGAAGCCCUGUAAGGCCCUGGAAGACUCGGGCUACUUGUGUUUUCAACACUCGUUCAGGAUUAGCGACUCAUACAAACUCGGCGAGCUACGACUGCUGCUGCCCGGCGAGAACACCAACAAAUACACUGAGCUGAGGUUGUAUGCCGACGACAGAACCACUGUUCCUGAAGUCUUAUACUAUCAGGAUGGCAGGGUCGACAUGUUCGUUUACUUUUACCAGAACUCCACUGCGCGCGGCAGCGUCGGCGACCCUAGGCCCUUGCUUCUGAUUUACGACAGCAGGGUCUACCGACCGCUGAGUCUUGACACUUACAACAGUAGAUGGGUCCGGUUAAACGGCGUCAGCGCCUUUUCGUGCGAGAACUUCGACGACAUCCUGCUCACUGUCCUGUCCCGCGUCGUCGGAUUUUUGAACAUUGUCGACCUCGACAACGUUCACGAGGGCCCUGCUGUGACCGAGCCUAACACCAAGGCCGACUCUUUCGACGACUCCACCUACUCCGUUCAAAAGUUCAACGGCCAGGGCAUCGACAUAAAGAUGAGCUACGAGAACAAGAGCUGCUACCGCGUGUACACCUACACUCCCGGCAACACCGACGGCUACAGGCUCGGCCUCGUGACGACUGGCAGGAAUAAGCUGAACAUCCAGUAUCCGCUUAGCAAGCAGCUCAAAUGUGUCGCCUGCUACUACAGCGUGUACGACUACUAUCUUCAGCACCCUGUGCUGGUUGAGCUCCGGUUUAGUGACACUGACAGUGACUACUACGUGCUCAGGGUUGAGAACGGGCAGAAGGGCUGGGAGCAGCUCGAGAGCUACGAGGUCGACCCAAGUGACAUUGAAGGCUCACUUUCCAAGAUUCGGCGUCAGCUGGGCAUCACCUUCAGCGGCAAAGCUGGCGCCAAAACCCUCUUCGACCCCAAGAACUGCCGCGAGAACAGCAACCGCGGCCUAGUUAUAGGCGUUCUUUCCGGAUUAGCCCUGCUCGUCGGCGGCGCUGCCGUUGCCUACUACAAGGUCCCUCAGGUUUCCCAGUACUUCUACAGGAGGUUCUACUAG